UCUAACUUUAAAAUUAAAUUUUGUGAAUUAACCAAAUUAUACUAAAGGGACCAAAUUUGUAUAAAAAAUCAAUUAUUAACAAUACAUAAUUUAUAUUCGGGGGAAAUGGUGCUGAGUGGAAAACAUUACAAAGUGAUAAUAAUGAUGAUCCAUUAUUGAUUGUAAACGAGUGAUGCAACGUUGCCCAUACAUAAGCGAGAUGAAGGGUAGAUUUUUAAACACGAGACAAGAAACUGUAACAUUAGACACUUUAGAGCAAGCUAACUUAUUGCCAGAAAGUAGACCAGAAAGCAAUCAAAUGAGUUCUGAAGCAUACGGAUCACACAUCAGUCCCGCGCACCAACGUACACCUUUGGUGCCUCCGGAUCUUGGCGAGGACUUUAGUUUAAGUAACGACGAGAUUAUCGAAAUUGAUCCGAGAAAACCGAAAAAUGCAAAAACUUCUCUUUUCAUUGUCACCAGUUUGGUAUACGCGAUGAUUUUAGUUGUUGUUUGCGUUUCCUAUGUCAUCAGCGACGUUACGACACAUCGAAUACCCGAAAUUUAUUACGAAGGGUUCUUCACGUAUUUGUACGGUGCGAGUAUACUCUUCUUGUUGUACGUCUUCUGUUUCCUCCUGCAAGAAAGUGCAUGUUGCAGCGGCGGAAGUGCUCCAAAGAAACCGAAAGAAAAGAAACCAAAGAAGCAAAAGUCAAAGAAGGGAGAUGAAGAAGGAAAGGCAGGAAAAGAUGGAAAGGGAAAAGCGAGUCCGUAUCAGGAAGACACCGCUGAUGUUGAAGCAGCUGUCGUUUCGCCAUCGAGACAACGGAAAACUACUCAAGAUGCGCACGGAAGUUUCUUUUUGCGAAUUGGAGCGAUUGCAUUUGGCGUUGGAACGAUGAUUUGGACAGGUUUGGAAAUCGGAACAUUUUUCGAAACGCCCUUGACGUCGCCUUGUCAUCAAAUCCUGAAAGGCGUAAAUCCGUUAUUGCAAAUGAUUUUCACGUUCUUGCAAAUGUAUUUCAUCUUCAUGAACUCUCGGGUCAUUUUGAACAUCCAUCGUUUCAAGGUCGUUGCUCGUUUCGGAUUGAUGCAUGUCGUUGCCACGAAUCUUUGUGUCUGGAUCCGUACUUUGGUCAUGGAAACGCUCAAGGAAAUCACGAAUUACUAUCAUAAUCGCACGAAUCCCGAAGAUAAUGUCUUUUUGGAGCAUUUGCGACAAAAUAUCAAGCAAAACGAGGGACUUAUUUUGGGCGAAGAACAACGCACAGUCGCUCCGGACAUGGAAUGGGAGCCCGUUCAAUCGCAACAAAGCUUCAAUUUCCAAGAUGUAGGCGAAAGUAACCUCUUGCAGAAGAUUGUACAGACGACAGUUGGUGCUGUUGAGACUACAACUCGGGAAUUUUUCACAAAUCCAACAACAACAACAACUACGAUGAAGACGACGACAACAACUGUUCCAAGUACGACAACCCGAGCAGCGAUCAAGAAUGUUUUUGAAUUCCUCACGACGCCCUCGACGACUCCAUCGACAACAACUACGACAACUACUACGGAGGCAACAACUGAAGCGACGACCAUUGCUUCGACGAUCGCAUCGACUUUGAAGACGACAGCAGCGACUUCUACUGAAUUUUUCCGCGAAAUGAUCGAUGAUGGCGAAAAUUAUUUGAAUUAUCGUAAGAAUGCGACAAGUAAUUUGGAUUCGACUUUUGAGAGUUUGGAUGCACUUUUCCCCGAGCCGUUGUUUGCGUUGCCCUCGAGUCAUCCGAAUGGAACUCACUGCGGAAAAAUUAACAUUAUGGGAACAAUUGUGAAGGAUUCGUCGCCAUAUUUGUAUCCGUUCAUCAUUGAAUAUUCCUUGAUUGGCGCCGUCGUUCUCUAUGUCAUGUGGAAACAUAUUGGAAGAUAUCAAAAAUCGACAACCGGCGAAGACCUCGAACGUCGUUUGGAAGUAAUGCUCAGUCGUCGUGCCGUUGCUCUUGCUCAAUCUCAAACUCGUGUCGACUGCGUUGGCGCCUCCAAAGGACUCUUCUUCGGACUUUUAUUGCUCGUUGGCUCGCUCAUCUGCUUGAUCCUGUACUUCGUUCUCGUUCGUCAUCCCCAAUUGUCCGUUUUGGCAAUUCGUUUAGCUGACGUCUCGCACACCGCAUUGCUCAUUCUCACGAUCCUGGCAAUUCUCAUCGGCUUUUGCCGCGUCUCCUUGCUCAAAUUCCGCAUCGAAGAUCAAAGCAACUUGAACGACAUCCUGCUCCGUAUCUCGGCAUUCGGACUUUUCGUCUAUGCCUCCUUCAGUAUCAUCGCGGGCGCUCUGAAUGUGAUGGAAAGCGAACCGAAUUUGCUGGUUUUGGUCACGCAUGGCACGAGCGUUUUGCAAGUUGUGUUGCAGCUGCUUUUCAUUUCGGACGUUUCGCGACGACGUGUGCACUUGCCGGAACAUGACAGAUCCAAACCGGGCAGACAAAUCGUAACAUUCUUGUUGAUCUGCAACAUUUCAAUGUUCGUCAUUUACACAUUGGAGCUGCAAAAGGUGUUUGCCAACCCUGUCCAACUUGAUUUUUAUGGAUACAUUUGCUGGUGUCUGAUUCAACGUGUAACACUUCCAUUAUGCAUUUUUCAUCGUUUCCAUAGCGCCGUUACUCUAGCCGAGGUAUGGAAAACCACAUACAAAGCCAGAUUAGAGUAAAUUGAGAAACAUGAGAUAAUUUCCUAUACAACAAAAAAAAAUCAACAUAAAAAAUUAAUAUUAAUAAACGAAUAACCAAAAAGUAAUGCCAAUUCCAAAAAGUAAAAAGUAACCUUAUAUAGAGAUGUUUUAAUAAGUAAUAUUUUUAUCAGUAAAACGACCAUAAAAAAAUAAAAUUUAAAAAAAAUCCAAAAUAGCGAAAAAAAAAUCCUCCAAAGCAAUUUUCUUCCCGCUAUAAUGA
Messenger RNA from Culicoides brevitarsis, 2906 nucleotides. It is a transcript of the gene OtopLa, whose product is annotated as proton channel OtopLc. The coding region runs from base 173 to 2665 and encodes 830 amino acids. Lineage: Eukaryota; Metazoa; Arthropoda; Insecta; Diptera; Ceratopogonidae. Gene Ontology annotation, molecular function: proton channel activity. Gene Ontology annotation, cellular component: membrane. The record is from RefSeq and is a predicted model, not a curated record. The transcript is spliced from 10 exons. Gene Ontology annotation, biological process: proton transmembrane transport.